AUCUUUUAUCUUUUUGAAAACGCUAUAUGUGAUCAUACUGACUAGAAAAUAAGAUUAACAUGCAUGUUUAAACAGGGUUUUCAGAUCGUCACAGACAAAUGAAAUUGUUUAUAUUAAUACCCGUAUUACAACAGAUAAAAAAAAAAUGAUAUUUCACGAACUCCCGUUUCCUUUGACAAGUGUAAACCGGAUGUGCGACCGGUGGCUGGUGUUGACACAUAUUUUUUCCCCCACUAUCGCACACAUUAUGGAACACGAACCGCCGAAACACCGUUUUACCCGCUUCUACGUCACCACCACGGUAGAAUCCAGGCGAAAUUUCAGAAUCAUAAUGGAAGCUUUCACUGUCUACUGUUUGUCUCUGGAGAUUGUCAUUCUUACCAACCGCCAAAUAACCAAUCAAAAUAACUUCGCUCACGACUAUGCUUUCGAAAUAAUCAUAUCAGCCUUUGGCAUGGGGAUAGUAAUGGAGAUCAUUUUGUUGAUAAAAGACUUUCCAACAGGCGUUGUUUAUGAGUGUAUGGAUGAAUGGCACAAAUUGCAGCUCCUUCUUCAUUUCGGAGGAUUUUUCUUGACAGCAGUGGGUAUUAUCACAAUGGCAGUUUCAGAAACAAGCGUUCACGAAAACGAAUUUACUGUUACUAUAGGUGCCCUAGUAACAUCAAUAAUCAACGCCACGUGGUACACGGUUUCUAAAAUCUACGAAAAAGUCGUAAACGUGUCUGUGCCCGCCAUUACCAUCACCGAUACGGAAAAGGAAGAGACUAUGGUGCUGGAGGGUCCAUUCCGUGGGAAAACAUGGCUUCAAAGGCCUAUGCACAGAAAACAAGACAAACACUUGCUCGUGGCUCCUGAUAUUCUGGGCUCUAACCCCAUCCACAAGGGAAACAGUCGCUUUCUGAAGAUACCGUCGGAAGUGCUUCUGGAACAAGCUAUUAACCGGGAGAGAUAUGAAGAAGAAGGUGUAUGUUCCUCUCCUGGACAGGAGCAAGAACUGUGUGAAGAACACCAAAGAAAACGUGAAAAGACUGACAUUACAGAAAGUAGUGAAACAAGCUUCACGGUCGUGGAGUAAAUGCAUUGUGCAUAUAGUUGAGAGCAAUAUUGAACUGGGUUUUUCAACUUGAGAGGGACGUUAAACAAUAUACAAUCAAUCAAUCGAUAAACCUGAGAAAUCCCUUGUCAACCGAAGCCCA
Molecule: messenger RNA, 1196 nt
Organism: Ostrea edulis (European flat oyster)
Lineage: Eukaryota; Metazoa; Mollusca; Bivalvia; Ostreida; Ostreidae
Exons: 3
Coding region: 146-1075 (309 amino acids)
Source: RefSeq, a predicted model, not a curated record